UUCUCCAGUCAUCAGUUUUUUUUUGGGCUAGGUCUGGGAAAGGGGGGAAAAUUGUAGGUUUAGCGAACUCUUUCACCAUGGAUCUUUGGCUGAGGUCUCUCAAAAGCAAGGCGAUCCAGCUCUUGGUCACUGAGAUCGACUCCGUGUUCUUGGAAUUCGGUUUCGUCGGUUACCAUACUGUCGAUCAAAAAAAUUCCACACUCUCGGUCUCUUACACCCUUCCUGCCCUGAAUGACCAGACGAAGAACAAAGUACCGCCAUCGGUUCAAGUAAAGUUCCAGCCGCUGGCUAACUUCCUGGUGAUUUGCGGCUCUCUGGCCCGAGAAAACGGUUCGCCUCUGCGCAGGCUGGUCUUCAACAAAGCCGGAGCAUUCGCGUCGGUCAUCACCAGCGGAGAGGUUACGGAGUUUCGCAGAACGAUCAAGGACGGGCUCUGUUUCCCAUUGCUAAUCGACAUCACGGAGGAGGCAGGGCUGCCUGUGCCCAACUGCUUCUCCACCCUCCCGGACGAGCUCAAGCUCGGGAUCAUGGCGCUGCUGCCGGCGGAGGCCCUGGCGAGGAUGGAAUGCGCGUGCGCUGGCCUCCGGAUCCUGUCUGCCUCCAGCAAUCAGCUGUGGGAGGCCAAAUACUGCGAGGUGUUCGGCAAGGUCGUGGUGGCGGAAGCAGGGUCGAGUUCUUCGGUGGAGAAGAAUUGGAGGAAGCGGUUCACUAGCAGAGCGGAGAAGAAGAGGAAGCUUGCCAAAGAAAAAGAGGAGAAGAUGGGUUUGCUUCUUGAGAAGCGUGUGAGAUUUAUGAGAGAUUAUUAUAUCAAGUCUAAGCGAAGAGGAUAUAACAAUGCAUGACUUUAGGUUUGGCUCGUUGGUAAGACAUCGUCUUUGCACUGAGAAAGUUGAACAUUAUAUUGCCUGUGGUUCAAUGUUCACAGUUCUGGUGUGUCCUUUGUCAUGGAAAGUCUCAAUUUUCUGCAUCUGGAUAAUGUAUGGAUGCGUUGGAGUUUUGGUAAAUGGGUUCCGAUUUGGUUAUUUCCAGUCUUUUCUAUGUAUUCUUGAUGUCUUAGUUGCUGGUCACGAUGGCUUCUGUGUGACUACCUUUUAGUUCAGGACUCCAUUGUCACCUUAUACUGACAUGAUUGAUACAGAACUUGUAAGUUGUAAGUGCUAACAUGAUUGAAGAAGUGAAAGGGGGAAAGUGUUUUGAACAUAAUUCAUACGACUUGACUUGAUCAAGCAACUAGUACAUCAUGAUCCUUCCAUGGUUGAUGCGGACUUGUAGGUGCUGCAACCAGGCAGGUGUCUAUGUGGAUUGUGGAAGCUGAUGAAGAUGAAUUACGACUUGCCCAUCGACAGGAGAUUCCCCUGAGAAGUUAUAAUCGAGCCUGGUAGCUGAAAUCUGCAAGGACGGAAGAGCCAGAAUACUUCAACGAUGAGUUCCAACGAAGAACAUUCAUAGGCAACAUCCAUUGUUAUACAUGCAAUAUCUAACUUGCUGCAAUUUGCUGUCUGAAAACUCAUAUAGCGAUUUCUGUUUUUAUCCCCUACAACUGGCAUUAUCAGCUGCCAUGUGGACAGUCGUUGUUUUAGAAAGGUAUUUAGUCUGACAGGAUUCCUACACUGGCAUUAUCAGCUAGCAUGUAGACAGUGUUAUGAAGCUUUUCUUUCUCAGUAUUUUCAACUCUCAAGGUUCUGGUCGGCGUUGAAAAUACUGCAAUUCGUUUUUUACCUAUCGCCAUUAACUGCUAUCCGGAUCCAAAUGCUUACACGGUUGGCUCGAUAGAAUCAGUUAAAAUUUUAUUUUAAAAGAAUCCAUGAUUGAUUGAAAAUGAAAAGAUAAACGUUCUGCAAUUUAGCUUUAUAGUUUCCGUAUAAUCCUGACCUGAUCUCUCUGGAUGCGUGGCCUUCCUAUGGCUUGUUCUUCUUCUGGGUUACUCUCAGACUUCCAUCAUCUUGCUUCUUUAUGGGUUGGUGACAUUCUUCGUUGUAGUAUUUGUUUCACAGUAUGUGCUGUUCUACAUCAAAGAAACAGUGGUGAUGAAUCAUCAGCUGCCUCCCAUGUAUGGUCCAGUUCUUAUGCCACUUGUUCACUAUAAGACGCUCUUUGAUUAUCAGAUAUCCCUUGCUCCUUGCCACGGAAAUUUAUACAGUGGAUCCUGGUACUGUUGAUACACAUUGAAAUCAACUUCCCCCAAUAUGGAAAGGUAUGGCUACUUUGUUUUGAUUAGUCUCUCUGGCUUCAGAUUCUUCUGCUUUGCUUCUUCCUUCUGCUGAUUGAAGUCCCGUGUUUAUGUUUACUCUUUCUUUGUUGCCUAUUUCAUUAAGGGGAGAAUAAUCUCGGAAUUAUGAGCGAUCUAUUUGGGAUGAAAUUCGUGGAACGGAUCGUGAUAAGUGGUGCAACCAGAGGAAGCUUGCCAGUCAUGAAUUCUCAGGGAUUUCAGUACCAAAUGCUUUCAGGGUCAAUGCGGCAAAGUUGGUUACGAAGAUCACUGUUGCAGCAGCAGCAGGUGCGGAGACGAUAGAUUUGCAGGUUGGUUUCAACUGUGUGGUUUCAGAAACUAAGAUAUGCUCGAAGCUGGAAAAGCAAACAGAUUAUACUUUUCACAAAAGCCGCGGGAACUUGUGCUUUUUUUUGGUUGAAGUUCCUUACUUUGCUGCACAAGUUGUUGCUUCAUUUUCAUAUGCAGGAUAUGCUAAUGUAAUCAAGGUGAGAUUUGGGAUGGAACUAAAUGCUUUCACUGGAGCAGACGACCUCGGACAGCAAUUCACCAGUGCAUUCGCGAGGCAAAUUCCGUUUACCUUCAAGGGAUUCGUUGAAAUGAUGUGGAGCAAAUCUGAAGCAGAACAUGAAAGUAACUGAAGCAGAACAAAUGAGAAAUGGCGCA
Linum trigynum is the source of this 2875-nucleotide messenger RNA. The record is from the annotation of a GenBank genome assembly. NCBI's taxonomy places the organism in Eukaryota, Viridiplantae, Streptophyta, Magnoliopsida, Malpighiales, Linaceae.